GUGUGUGUGUCAACUGACAUAUCUAAUAUGAUACAUGGAAGUAUGAUACUCUUUUAUUAACCUGUUAUUCAUCUCUAUUCCUUAUUAUUCCUUAUUCCUAUAAUAGCUUUAAACUACCUACCUAACCUACCUAAGGUAACCUAACUUAACUUAAACUUUACCGUUAAAUCGUGCCGAACUCUUCCCAGUCUUUUCCCAAAUCGAAUUCCCCCAGUCGAUCCUCUUCGAUCCCCAAUUUAAUUUUUUAAAUUCCUUGAAACAACGGGAACAAAAACCAAAAAAAGUCUUGGCUUCUUCCUUCAAUUGUCACUUUGAGUUUCUUUAUAUCCAUCCAUUCCCAAUUUCCGCCAACACCCCAACCUUGUCUAAUCGAUCAAGCCUCAUUAGACGAUCGGCCCUUAUUCCCGGAUGCGCCACCUGCAGUUCUGUGUUCAGCCUCAAUUGAAUCCUCCCGGGCAGUUUGCAGCCAUUGCAGCAUAAGAGAGAGAGAGAGAGAGACAAUAGCAACGCGCAUGUCGUCAUCUCAAGUUCCGACGGAUUUGUUGUACGGCAGCGGAGGAUACUCUGGAAACUCUGCCAAUUCCGCCGUUUCCGCAACCUCUGCUUUAUCGCCAAUUACAAUACUUACACCGGCCUCAGCAAGUACACUCUAUACCUCGCCCGAUUCGGCAACUCAGUCUUUUUUCGGCCCUAAGUCUGAACCUGAAGAUGGCGACGGCACGAGCAGCGGAGGUAGCGUCACCGCCGUACCUCCGUUCUCCGAACCCCUGAAGAAGAAACAGAAGCGCAACAAACCAACGCUAUCAUGUUAUGAAUGUGUCGAACGGAAGACGAAGUGCGAUCGAGGUAGACCUCACUGUUUAGCUUGUAUAAAACGACAAACGGAAUGCAAAUAUGCGCACGUGGCAAAUCUCCUCGAAGAGACAUCACGGUCGGCCACCAACGGCCGCAGGAUGACGAAACCACCGAAGAAGAAGGUGACGAUGAGUGGGAUGAGACCUUCGAUUCCAAAUAUAGCAGAUAGAGGUAUUCCCAUCAGUCGGAUGACAUCUCCAUCCAAUGUCUUUGGGGUAGGCUCAGAACAUCCUUUCGCCAACUACUGGACUUGCGAGGGCGGGCUCCCCGAGGUCAUCGGGGUUCUACCCGACAAGUUGCAGACCGAUAUCCUCAUCAGCCAGUACUACGACUGCGUGGACCCGGUCUAUCCUAUGAUCGAUCGCCAUACGUUCUAUCUCGAGUACGAGCACUUUUGGUCCUUACGAGAUUCCGAUAAGACCGAUGCCGCUUUCGUAGGCUUGCUCUUCACCAUGAUGGCUCUGGGAACGCAAUUCGUGAUGACGACGAAUCCUAAAGAUCGCAAGCAAACUGCCGAGUUCUACGCCUCGGCAGGUAAUCAGGCGCUGCGCAUGUCCUCUUAUUUAAAUACGGCUUCGUUACGCUCUGUUCAAGCUAUGGUUCUGGUUGGCUAUUUCUUGAUAAACGACAAUCAUGCGUCAGAUGGUUGGGCUUUUUCAGGCUUGUUAUUGAGGCAAGCUUAUGCGAUGGGUCUGCAUAGGGACCCGAAUAUAGUGGUCCCUGGCGCAAGCGAAUUUGAGAAACAACAACGGCGCAAGCUCUGGCAAGCCGUCCUCGUGCAGGAUACCUUUCUAACGGUGCUACUCUCGCUACCCCCCAACGCCACACACACGGAUGUAAAAGUCGAGGACUUCGUCGACGACAUAUCCGGGUUCGGCGAGUCGAACCCGAUCGACACGGCGUAUAUCCGCGGGUCCUGGAUGCUAGCAAACCUAGUCCAAGAAACCAUCUCCAGCCCGCGCUCUCUCGACGUGCCCAUCUGCUCCACGCAGCGGCAGAAGUCGAAACUAGUAGCGGACUUCCGUGCCGUCUACCGCUCGUUCCCCGACGUGUUCCGGUCGUGGGACCAGGAGAGCAUCGCGCAACUCGCGUGCACGAACAAGCGCGUGGUGCGGCAGACGCUGUUUCUAAGCAGCAAUUACUACCACAACCUCAUGCUCGUACACGCCUCCGAGAGCCCCGACGUCCCUGUUAACAUCCGCGCGACGCUCGAGGCCGCGCACGAGGCUAUCGCGUGUUUCUUCGUACUGUGCACGCUGUUCGACCCCGAGGCGAGGGUGUGGUGGGUUUUUCACCAUAGGGCGUUUUUGGAGGCCCUGUGUAUAGGGAGUGUGCUGCGCGAGGCGGGGAGAGAUCUGGCGACUUCGGAUCAGUUCUUGAGGGAUCCGCUGUUUGCGAGGGCGAGGGCUGAUAUAACGCGUAUGGUCCAGAUCAUGAAGAUGAUGGCGGAUGGCGAGUGGGGCUCCGAUGACGCGAGGACGAGGGUGGCGGUUUUGAGCGAGUUCUUGUAGAUAUGUAUGUAAUAAGGUAGGGGGGUAGGAGGUGGUUGUGAAGAUUGGUGGUGGAGGGGUGAAACUUGUAUAUAGACUCUAAUGCACAUUAUGAUUAUUAUACCUGG
Molecule: messenger RNA, 2473 nt
Organism: Daldinia loculata
Lineage: Eukaryota; Fungi; Ascomycota; Sordariomycetes; Xylariales; Hypoxylaceae
Product: fungal-specific transcription factor domain-containing protein
Exons: 8
Coding region: 513-2366 (617 amino acids)
Biological process (GO): regulation of DNA-templated transcription; DNA-templated transcription
Cellular component (GO): nucleus
Molecular function (GO): DNA-binding transcription factor activity, RNA polymerase II-specific; zinc ion binding; DNA binding
Source: RefSeq, a predicted model, not a curated record